Ostrea edulis (European flat oyster) is the source of this 1320-nucleotide messenger RNA. RefSeq names its product paired box protein Pax-9-like. Gene Ontology annotation, biological process: anatomical structure development; regulation of transcription by RNA polymerase II. Bases 4 to 1320 code for a protein of 438 amino acids. Lineage: Eukaryota; Metazoa; Mollusca; Bivalvia; Ostreida; Ostreidae. The record is from RefSeq and is a predicted model, not a curated record. Gene Ontology annotation, molecular function: DNA-binding transcription factor activity, RNA polymerase II-specific; RNA polymerase II cis-regulatory region sequence-specific DNA binding. The transcript is spliced from 2 exons.
CAGAUGGGUGGGGCCUAUGUUAAUGGCAAGGCACUUUCCGAGUCCGUGCGACGACAGAUCGUAGAGAUGUCCCAGAACAACAUUCGUGCUUGCGACAUCGCCAAGCAACUCAAAGUUUCACAUGGAUGUGUCAGCAAGCUGUUGAAGAAAUAUCGAAACACAGGUUCUUAUAAAGCUGGCUCGACAGGUGGAUCCAAGCCAAAGGUUGCCGUACCGGAAGUUGUGAAGAUGAUUAUGGGAUAUAAAGAUGAAAAUCCCACCAUAUUUGCCUGGGAGAUACGGGAGAGGCUGAUUAAAGAGAGAAAGGUUACAAAGUUUAACAUCCCAAGCAUAAGUUCCAUCAACAGGAUCUUGCGUAUCAAUCCAUCCGACACAACCCGGCGUUCCUCCUUGGGAUCUAGUUCUUCCCCGUCAUCAUCUGAAAGUUCUGUAAGCCCACCCAUCCUUGUCAAGCGCUCCCCCGUUGGUUAUAGUAUCAAUGCUAUCUUAGGGCACCAGAAUGCACCAGAGAAUUCUGAAGUUUCCUCAACACCGAUAAUGCCUCAACUGCGGAAACGGAAGUUUGGUGAAAUUGAUGAUGGCGAUGAUAUUCUGAAAAUUGCAGUUAAAUCGGCUCGUCUGAUAGAGGAGGAUGAACCCCCAGAAAAAACAACAGAGAAAUCGGAUAGUACCGGAUGUUCAUUGCCAGCUGCUCCACAACCGCCCACUACUGAUCUCUGCAAAGAUCUGGGCUCUCUCCUUGAUAUGCUUCCAUGGGUGCCUUCACAAAUCUCCUCAUUCAAAAGUAAUCCUGCGAAUCAGUUGGACGACUCCUUUGCUUCUCUCAUUGGUUCCAAUAAAGGCACAUUAGGCAAAGAUAUCCAGGAAAAUCAAACAGCACCUGACGAGAAAGAACAACACCAGUUACAUGCGGUGGAUAUAUCAAAGUCAAGCGUUCCAAAGAUUGAGAUGUUUCACACUUCUCUGCCAGCAGUCCAGCCUCACGAGAGUUCCUACUCUCAGCAGAAGUCACAGACCAGCGAGACAACAGUUCCGAGACCUGUACCAUCAUUCACCUGUUCCUCUGGGGCAGUGCCUAACAACCGUCCAGUUCCAUCCACACCCUUCUACCCCGUGCCUUCCUGCUCGCAGCCCUUCAUCACUGGUCUACCUUCCUACAGUUAUCCAAGCUACGUCCCACCACCGUAUGUAACAAACCAGAGGAGUCUCUACCCGGCUACCUCUUUCUCUUCGGAUCCCCUCGCUUCAGCUUUCCAUGCUCCGAUCUCGACUUACACGGGAUACCCAAGUUCAUCUUAUCCAUAUUUUUAUCAACAGUAA